CACGUCACGAUUCGCGGGGAAGUGUUUCUCCCUGUUGCAAAGAGAGCAGCUGAGACACAUCGGAGUUUCUCUUAGUGGACAAAGUAAUUGUUAGAAAUGGAAACGCUUUACGGUCUCCCGUUUGCUGUGCUGGAAUGCCCCAAUAUUAAACUUAAAAAGCCGUCUUGGCUUCACAUGCCUUCUGCUAUGACAGUGUAUGCUGUAGUUAUUGUCUCUUACUUUUUGAUCACUGGAGGCAUCAUCUAUGAUGUGAUUGUGGAACCUCCCAGUGUGGGUUCAAUGACUGAUGAAAACGGCCAUCAGAGACCUGUAGCCUUCUUGGCAUACAGAGUUAAUGGUCAGUAUAUCAUGGAGGGGUUAGCCUCCAGCUUCCUCUUCACCAUGGGUGGUUUGGGCUUCAUCAUCCUGGACCGUUCCAAUGCCCCAAAUAUCCCCAAGCUCAACCGCUUCUUACUGCUCUUCAUUGGAUUUGUCAGCGUGCUGCUGAGCUUCUUCAUGGUCCGGGUGUUCAUGAGAAUGAAACUACCUGGAUACCUAAUGGGUUAAAGUGAGCACACAGAAUCCGCACUGAAGACACUGGAUGGGAGGGUAGUGGAACGGAAGCCCCACAGACGUGUCCUCAAAGUGGUGUCAGAGUACUUUUGUAAUUUAUCCUACCCCAUUGUCAUCUAGCAUCUAGCUCUCAAAUUCAGUUCAUGUUAUAUAUGAAAUGUGUGGAAUCAUUGAAAUUAGAAACUCCUAAUACAUUUUUGUAAAGAGGCAAGCCAAAAUAAAGCUACCACGUGUUUUUUUUUUUUUUUUAUUUUGCACUUAAUUUUUUGUAUCUUGUGCAGUAUUUCAUUGGGCCAAUGUAAUGUUUUUAAAAGGAGAAAUAAAUGAUCUUUCCAAAAAAAA
This is a messenger RNA of Scleropages formosus (Asian bonytongue), 894 nucleotides long. It is a transcript of the gene ostc, whose product is annotated as oligosaccharyltransferase complex subunit. Bases 97 to 546 code for a protein of 149 amino acids. NCBI's taxonomy places the organism in Eukaryota, Metazoa, Chordata, Actinopteri, Osteoglossiformes, Osteoglossidae. The transcript is spliced from 4 exons. Gene Ontology annotation, cellular component: oligosaccharyltransferase complex. The record is from RefSeq and is a predicted model, not a curated record.